Messenger RNA from Leptosomus discolor (cuckoo roller), 727 nucleotides. The record is from RefSeq and is a predicted model, not a curated record. Lineage: Eukaryota; Metazoa; Chordata; Aves; Leptosomiformes; Leptosomidae.
AUAUUGCUGUCGUAGAGAUGAGUGAUGCCUUCCGUCAGCCUUCUCUGUUCUACCACCUGGGAGUCAGGGAGAGCUUCAGCAUGGCUAACAACAUUAUCCUCUACUGUGAUACAAAUGCGGAGUCUCUGCAGUCACUGAAGGUAUACUGCUGUGACAGCAGUUUUAUGAAGGGACUAACAGAACUGAUGCAGCCCAGUUUUGAGUCGCUGCUUGGGCCUAUAUGCUUACCUCUGGUGGAUCGAUUUAUUCAGCUCUUGAAGGUGGCACAGGCCAGCUCGAGCCAGUAUUUCCGGGAAUCCAUUCUGAAUGACAUCAGGAAGGCCCGUACCCUAUACACAGGCAAAGAGCUUGCAGCAGAGCUGGCAAGGAUUCGCCAGCGAGUGGAUAAUGUUGAAGUCUUGUCUGCUGACAUUGUAAUAAACUUGCUGCUGUCCUACAGAGACAUCCAGGAUUACGAUUCCAUUGUGAAACUGGUGAAAACUUUAGAAAAACUGCCUACUUUUGACUUGGCUUCCCACCACCAUGUGAGGUUUCAUUAUGCAUUUGCGCUGAACAGGCGAAAUCUGCCUGGAGACAGACAGAAAGCUCUGGAAAUUAUGAUUCCCUUAGUAGAACAGGAAGACCAAGUAGCUUCAGAUAUGUACUGCCUGGUUGGUCGAAUUUACAAGGACAUGUUUUUGGAAUCUGGGUUCAUAGAUAUAGAAAGCAGGGACAAAGGGACGUUCUG